Macrosteles quadrilineatus (aster leafhopper) is the source of this 2355-nucleotide messenger RNA. Its product is annotated as titin-like. Lineage: Eukaryota; Metazoa; Arthropoda; Insecta; Hemiptera; Cicadellidae. The record is from RefSeq and is a predicted model, not a curated record.
AUGACCGCUCUACUGGCAACACUGUGUCUUCUGACGCUAGCCUCCGCCGAACACUUCCAUCACCACGUCCAACAUCAUCACGAGCACGUCAAAGCCAUCACGGUGACCAAGAAGUUGCCUGUGCCGUACCCUGUCACCGUCGAGAAGAAAGUGCCUUACACCGUGGAGGUGCCAGUCGAUAAACCGUACCCGGUCCACGUGCCCAAGCCGUACCCCGUCUAUGUCGAGAAGAAAGUACCGUACACGGUCAAGGAGUACGUCCCGCAGCCGUACACGGUCUUCAAGAAGGAGCCGUACCCGGUCGAGGUGCCCGUCGACAAGCCGUACCCCGUCCACGUCCCUAAACCUUACCCCGUGGUCGUCGAGAAGAAAGUACCUUACACGGUGGAGAAGCACGUGCCGUACCCUGUAAAAGUGGCUGUGGACAAACCUUACCCCGUCCACGUGCCUGUCGUCAAGCAUGUCCCGUACACUGUAGAGAAGAAGGUUCCUUACAAGGUAGAGGUGCCUGUAGAGAAGCCCGUACCUGUGUCUGUGCCCAAGCCUUACCCGGUCGUUGUGGAGAAGAAGGUGCCUUAUACAGUGGAGAAGCCGGUGCCUUACCCCGUCAAGGUGCCUGUAUAUCACCAUCACUACGAGAUCGGACAUGGGUUUGAGCAUGGACAUCACCACAUUCCCAUGUCCAAUCUUGUGGUGAUGGUGAUAUACAGACACAUGGACAGGCACCAUUACGAGCCCAUGUCCGAUCUCGUGGUGAUGGUGAUAUACAGGCACCUUGACGGGGUAAGGCACCGGCUUUUCUACUGUAUAAGGCACCUUCUUCACCACAACGACCGGGUAAGGCUUGGGCACAGACACAGGUACGGGCUUCUCCACAGGCACCUCUACCUUGUAAGGCACCUUCUUCUCUACAGUGUACGGGACAUGCUUGACGACAGGCACGUGGACGGGGUAAGGUUUGUCCACAGCCACUUUUACAGGGUACGGCACGUGCUUCUCCACCGUGUAAGGUACUUUCUUCUCGACGACCACGGGGUAAGGUUUAGGGACAUGGACGGGGUACGGCUUGUCGACGGGCACCUCGACUGGGUACGGCUCCUUCUUGUAGACCGUGUACGGCUGUGGGACGUACUCCUUGACCGUGUACGGAACUUUCUUCUCGACAUAGACAGGGUAUGGCUUGGGCACGUGGACCGGGUACGGUUUAUCGACUGGUACCUCCACGGUGUAAGGCACUUUCUUCUCGAUGGUGACAGGGUACGGCACAGGCACCUUCUUGGUCACCGUGAUGGCUUUGACGUGCUCGUGAUGAUGUUGGACGUGGUGAUGGAAGGGUUCGGCGGAGACAGCACACAAACCAUCCUCAGCAACAUGAUGAGGUGCCUUCUAGUCCUUCUUCUGGUAGCUGCAGUCUUUGGCGAGGAGAAGAAAGCUGACGACAAGAAGAACAAGAAGAGAGGAAUUGACGACUUUGGUGGUCACGAUGUUGGACACCACAACUUUGAAGGUGAUUUUGGGGGGCAUGAUUUUGAAAAACACGAUUAUGGUGGACAUGAUUUUGGAGGUCAAGACUUUGGAGGCCAUGACUUCAGCAACCAUCACCACCACGAGGUGAAGACCAUCACAUAGAGAAAGGAGGUGAAGGUGCCGUACCCGGUCCACGUGGAGAAGAAGGUACCGUACCCUGUCAAGGUGCACGUCGAGAGGCCGGUCCCCUACCCUGUGGAGAAACCUUACCCUGUGACUGUGGAGAAGAAAGUGCCUUACCCUGUCAAGGAGUACAUCCCUAAACCUUACCCUGUCGAGAAGACCAUCCAUUAUCCAGGGAAGGUUCCAGUUGACAGGCCAUACCCCGUGCAUGUUCCCAAGCCUUACCCCGUCUACGUAGAGAAGAAGGUGCCAUACCCUGUAGAGAAACACAUCCCUUACCCGGUCAAGGUGCAUGUCCCCCGGCCUGUCCCCUAUCACGUUCCUGUUGUCAAACACGUGCCUUACCCCGUCGAGAAGAAAGUUCCUUACCCCGUCAAGGUGCCAGUUGAGAAGCCAGUCCCCUACCCUGUGGAGAAGCCUUACCCCGUCUACGUAGAGAAGAAGGUUCCCUACCCGGUGGAGAAGGAGGUGCCGUAUCCAGUCAAGGUUCCGGUCCACAUCCCGAUCCAUGUCCAUGAGCAUCAUGACCAUGAGGAACAUCACUUUGGGGAAGAAGUACACCAUGAGCAUGAGGAACAUGGGUUUGAAAGCUCUCACUCGUCUGGUCAUGAACUGUAAAUGCUCAUCUGAUUUUAUACUGCAUGAAAUUACAAUUUUGCAAGGAACUGUUAUUUGUUUUGUAAUAAUAAAAUUGUGUGUGUUUUA